GAAACUUCAAGUAACUUGCAAACACGUUUUAGCAGCUAGAAUAGCUAGUAUACUGGGUAAAACCGUCACACAUGAGGUAACUGCGGAUCAGUAUUUGAUGCUGUUGAAGUCAUCGUUUGAGUUGGACGAGCAAGAUGGAUGAUGAUAUGAGCCAGUAUUAUUUUACGGCAUCCAUGGACUCCGGAAAGACCCUUUGCAGCUUGCUAAAAGCUAUUCAGUUUCAAGAGUCAGCCGUAUUCUGUGCCCUUGCGGAAGGACUAAAGUUAACUGUCGAGGAAGGGAAGUGCGUGCAGGCCUCCGCUUACGUCCCGGCAGACAACUUCACGGAGUACCAUGUUCGGAGUGAUGUUGAUGUCAUGUUUAAAAUAAGUAUAGCAGUGUUAGCAGAGUGUCUCAAUAUUUUUGGGUCAGGAGAAGAAUCUAGUCUGAAAAUGUAUUAUAGAGGGGAAGGAUCUCCUCUUCUUCUUGUUUUACAGCCACAAUCCCUAACAAAUGUAAUGACGGAUUGCGAGAUAUCAACCCAGACCGCCGAUUCGGUGCUAGAGCUUCGAGACGAAGAUUCGUCAGAGGUGGCUAAGUUGGUGUUAAAGGCGCCCGCGUUUCUUGGCUUGCUGGCUGACUUGGAGCGCUCCUGUGAUAUCAUGGAGCUGCAGCUGUCGCCAGAGCAUCCGAAUGUCAGCAUUGUUACAUAUGGAAUACAGGACAGAUCAUGUAUCGACAUGCCCAAGUCCUCGGAGAUGGUGCAGAGCUUCAGUUGCGAAGAAGCAGUCACGCUGAAAUACCAGCUGCACCACAUCCGACUCAUCAUGAAGGCUCUCGCCAUCUCUACUAAGGUGGUGGUAAGAUGUAGCUCCAACGGCCUCCUGCUGCUGCAGCUAAAGCUAGAGAAAGAAGACCAGCGACAGAUGUUCUCAGAGUUCUAUAUAGUGCCCUUACUUGAUGACUGAACUUAUUGUGAAUCAUGGGCGUUUUCCGCGUUUUCACGUAACAAGUGUACCAUUAGCGGCCGGUCAUCAGUCGUCACAAAGCUGACGGUCAAUAUCAAACCCCAUAGAUUUCGUCACAAAACUGACAGCUAGACGUGACUUAAAUAUUGUGUAUACGGGUAAUGGGCGUUUUCACGUAACAGUGUACGAUUAGCGGCCGGUCAUCAGUCGUCACAAAACUGACGGUCAAUAUCAAAACCCAUACAUUUCGUCACAAAACUUACAGUUAGACGUGACUUAAACAUAACUAGUAGGUAAUUCGCGAUUUGUACUUGCCCACAAGUUAAAAUGAAAAUGCCCUUAUGCAUCUGGAAAUAAUUUAAGUCAUCUCUUACUGACAGAUUUCCCUGACCAUUCCGACUUGGAUUUGAUCGUGUCUGCAACAGAAAAAUAAAUACGGUAAAUUCACUGUAAAUUGCCUAUUUCUGGCCACCCAUAAAGAAGUGUGCGUGCUCAUGGCCAGAAUAUUUACAUAGGUCAUUAGAUAAGUUUUGCAAUAGACAAAUAUGAAACACAGAGGAGGCCUAUCACAUAUACUGUUUCUAUUAAAACUAUAUUUCCAUAGACAAAAUUUGGCGGGAAAACGUUUACUUUCUUUUUCAAUCUACUGAUUAAAAAAUAGAUUUAAACUGUAUGAAAUGAAAAUAUUGUAUAAAAUAAUCGUAAGUCGUCACUAUCCUACGCCGACAUUUUUAGUUUAAAUCAUUUUUUUUAUAAGCAAAUUUAAAAAGAAACUAAAUAUUUUCCCGCCAAAAAAUGUGAUAGGCCACCUCUUUGUUUCAUAUUUACCUGUUGCAAAACUUAUCUAGUGACCUAUGUAGUAGUGUUUUAGUUUCAUAGACAUAGUAUAGUAGUUAUAGACAUGAAACCGAGCGACCAGGAGUAAGAGAAAGACAUAUUCAUGUAUUGAGAGGUUAAUGUAUGACAGCAUAAUCAUUUUUCUCUUUCACUGAAAAUUUCGGUAUUUCGCCAUCGCCUCCUACCAAUGCUGCCAUAACCCGACCAUGAAAAAAAACCCGGUCGGUGAUAAGGACAAAGCAUGGCACUAUUUUCUCUUUCCUCUUAUAGGAAUCGCAAUAAGACUAUCUUUCUCUAUCAAAGAGUGUCAGGCCCUUGUUUAGUUUGUUUGGAUUUGUAAUAUCAUUUGACAAGAGCUUUGCGCGGUAUAUCCUCCUUCUUUGAAGUUUGAACACCGACUUGCCAAAGUAGUUCCAAGCUGUAUGUAAAAUAGCAGUUUAAAUAUAAAAUAAAACAUUUUGCAAAAUAUAAUUAUAUUUCAUUUACCAAAAAUGACAUGCACUUACAUAAGGAAUGUAUAUUACGUUUAGUAUGUAUAUUUCCAUCAGCUAUUUAUAUAAAUGUUCUCUGAGCGUUACCAGGGCCAUAUUAUUAAAAAAAAAUGUUUACGUUAUUUCUACUCAGAAUCAAUAGGAGAAAAAAGGGUAUUACCAAUUCCAUUCCGUUGCUAUUUUUCAUAGAAUUUGUAUGACGGCCACGGGAUGAUGAAGAAUAUAUGGAAACUGGGAGUUUUUUUUUCUUUUAGGAUCGAAAGAGAUUGAGAUUCCAAGUAGAAAUAACAUAAAUACUCAAAUAAAAAAGUGUAGUAAAAAAUAUGGCCCACCUUAUUGAAGCAAAUUAUUUUAUUUUAUUUUAUCGGAGUCUUACAUUCAGACUUUUAUUUAUUUCAAAUUGUCAAACAGUUCCUUAAUUAAAUAGUUUAAUUUAAUUUCGCUAUUUCUCCUAACAAAUUCGUUAACAUUAUUAGUACUGUUAAUAAGUUAACUUAUACUUUCAAUUCCAACAACAUUUAUUUUUUAAUAAAUAGUGCAUUUAGCAGAAAUUUUAUUGUAAAGAAGAAAUAUUGAAAAUUAUUUAAGGGUGGACUUUUAAAAGGGUCAGGGCGCGUAGCCAACGUGCAACUCCGUAGCGUAUCGUAGUCAAUUAGUCAUCUCUCUUUAUCACUCUUCCCCUACUAUGACAGUGACAGUUGCGUUUCGUUCGCUACGGACCGUUAACGAUUGCACGUUGGCUACGCACACCAGCUUCCAAAUCAUGUGCUGCUACGUGAAAAUAUAGUUGGUCAAGCAAACCUUCAAUAGAAAAAGGCGCGAAAUUCAAAUUUUCUUGGGACGUUAUCCCUUCGCACCUACAUUUUUUAAAUUUGCCGCCUUUUUCUACUGCUUGACAAACUGAAAAAUAAAUAAAGAAGGUAAGUACUACAAUAGGUAAUACGGGUAAGUGUGGCUGCGGGAUAAGUGUGCCAACUUAGAAAAUACUUUUUUGUACAGAAUGUUUUUUUGUGUAUUUUUAAACGAUUCUGCGUUCUAAACGAUUCUACAAUUUCUGCUAAAUGCAUCCACAAUUAAUAUUCGUUAUUUCGUUUUAUCCU
Cydia strobilella is the source of this 3375-nucleotide messenger RNA. It is a transcript of the gene Rad1, whose product is annotated as cell cycle checkpoint protein RAD1. Gene Ontology annotation, biological process: DNA damage checkpoint signaling; DNA repair. The record is from RefSeq and is a predicted model, not a curated record. The transcript has 6 exons. Gene Ontology annotation, molecular function: 3'-5' exonuclease activity. Gene Ontology annotation, cellular component: checkpoint clamp complex; nucleus. Lineage: Eukaryota; Metazoa; Arthropoda; Insecta; Lepidoptera; Tortricidae. The coding region runs from base 135 to 947 and encodes 270 amino acids.